AUGAAAACACAAACAAAGCAGCAAGUUGUUUCAAAGCAGCAGCAGCAACAAAAGUCAACAAAGAAUACAACGGCAAUAACUACAACUUCGAAAAAGCCAAUCACAACUACACAGCCACAGAAGAAGCAACAAUCACAACAACAACAAACUAAUAAGAAUGGAAAGAGACCAAGUGAAGAUGAUUUGAAGUCAAUGUUGCAGGGUAUCAUCAGUGGAGAGUAUGACCCACCCGAGGACGAGGAAUUUGAGGACGAGGACAUCAGUGGUGAUGACGCAAUGGACUUUGACGACGAUGGAGAAGAGGAGGAGAACCAAGGCGUCGACGAUAUCGAGGACGACGACGAGGAGGAGGAGCUCGAGGAUGGUGAUGAUGAGGAGCUUGAGGAACUCGAUGACGGCGACGAGGAUGAGGAGGAGUAUGAGGGUGACGUGGAAGACGAGGCUCAGAUGAUGGAGGAGGAGAUCGAUGACCUUGUACAUGAUGUCUACGACGAUGAUGAUGAAGAAGAGGAGGAAGAGGAAGAGGAGGAGGAAUAUGACGAUGAGGAGGUCGACGCCCCAAUGGCCAUCCCAACCAAGAAGUUGUCAAAGGAGCUCAAUCUCACUGGCAAGUCAUUCCAAGGUGUGGCCAGCGUCAAGGAGAUCUUGGAACAACAGAGACUCGCAGGCAAGCAGAAGCCAGCCCCAAUGAUCAGAGAGCUCACCGAAGAGGACAACGUGCCAAUCGAGACAUCAGACCUCAGCGAGGAUGAGGAGGACGAGGACGAGCAGGACGAACAAGACGAGGAGGACGAGCAGGCCAAGCAACAAUUGGCACAAAAGAAGAUGAUCCACGAUAAAUACGCCAUAAACGACAGAGCUGGACUCACCCAAAAGUUACAAGAGUUCCGUCUGAUGGUCGGAGGAAAGGUACCCUGGGUGCACACCCUCGCCGUCACCGCCAAGAAGCCACUCGAUUGCCAGAACAUCCAUGACGACUUUGCUCGUGAGAUGUCAUUCUAUAAACAUACUAUGGACUCUGUUUUACUUUGUGAGAAGUUGUGCAAGGAUAACAAGUUGCCAGUGGAGAGGAAGCCAGAUUACUUUGCCGAGAUGGUCAAGUCUGAUCAACAGAUGUACAAGAUCAAGGCCAAGCUGACAGAGGACAGGAAGCGCAUUGAGAAGGCCGAUAUCAUUCGUCAGAAGCGUCAGACCAAGAAGUUUGGCAAGCAGAUCCAAGUCCAAAAGGCACAAGAUCGUCAAAAGGAGAAGACACAACAGCUCGAUGCAGUCAAGAACUGGAGAAAGAACCGUGAGAAGGGUAAUGUCUCUGAUGACUUCUCUAUUGAUCUUAUUGAGAAGAAGGAGGAGGAUGAUAAGAGGAAGAGAAGUGGCAGUGUUGGUGGCGAUAAUAAGAGAAAGAGAGAUACAUUGCCAACAAAGGGAGCGAAGCGCACAGCAAAGGAUGAGAAGUAUGGCUUUGGUGGCAAGAAGAGACACGCCAAGUCCAACACCAGAGAGUCAACAAACAACACCAAAGCAUUCAAUCCAAAGAAGAACAACGAGGAUGUCAAGAAGGCCUUUGCCGCAAAGAAGAGGGCUGCCUCUGCCUCCAGACCAGGCAAGAACAAGCGUGUCAAGAGACAUUAA
Acytostelium subglobosum LB1 is the source of this 1629-nucleotide messenger RNA. RefSeq lists its product as hypothetical. Gene Ontology annotation, biological process: ribosomal large subunit biogenesis; rRNA processing. The record is from RefSeq and is a predicted model, not a curated record. The transcript has 3 exons. Gene Ontology annotation, cellular component: nucleolus; preribosome, large subunit precursor; nuclear periphery. NCBI's taxonomy places the organism in Eukaryota, Evosea, Eumycetozoa, Acytosteliales, Acytosteliaceae. Bases 1 to 1629 code for a protein of 542 amino acids.